AUGUCUGCCUAUGAGACUGUCGCCUUCGGGAAGCUGAAGCUCAAGGGCAAAUCCCUGGACGUCAAAGUCAACGGCAUCAAGAAGAAGAAGAAGGACAAGAACCCUAAUCAUUAUCAUCACUAUGAUGAGGAUCAUCAGAUCGAUCAUAACAUCUCUGAGUUAUCGUCAGACCCAGCUGACAGGUCGGACACUGGGCAUGAUCGGCGGCCUUCCUAUCUGGAUCAUCUGACGCCGGCGGAGAGAAGAUAUUUGGAGCAGAAGGAGAAGAUCGACAGGAGGAGGCUCGCAAUGGCAGCGAGCAAGUCCCACCGGGAUCGGAUUCAGGAGUUCAAUCAGUACCUGGCCAACCUGAGCGAACACUACGACAUCCCCAAAGUGGGCCCUGGCUGA
This is a messenger RNA of Spirodela intermedia, 390 nucleotides long. The record is from the annotation of a GenBank genome assembly. NCBI's taxonomy places the organism in Eukaryota, Viridiplantae, Streptophyta, Magnoliopsida, Alismatales, Araceae.